Molecule: messenger RNA, 1371 nt
Organism: Engraulis encrasicolus (European anchovy)
Lineage: Eukaryota; Metazoa; Chordata; Actinopteri; Clupeiformes; Engraulidae
Gene: hsf2bp
Product: heat shock transcription factor 2 binding protein
Exons: 10
Coding region: 85-1248 (387 amino acids)
Cellular component (GO): cytosol
Source: RefSeq, a predicted model, not a curated record
CUGCUGAUGUGCCUAUGAUACACUACCACAGCCCCUUUCAGCUUUUCCUAAAAUCAAAGCAAAACAGCUAGAGGUCAUCGACGAAUGACAAUGAAAGCAUCUGAAACAAAGACACCAACUGUUCCUCGGAAAACAGAGGACUUGGGGAGAGAUGUGUAUGUCACAGUCCGCAAACGGGACAUGGAGAAGCUGACGACUGAAGUCAUGCAGCUGCGAGAAUUCCUUCCUAGAGUCAUCAACGCGGAGCUGCUGGACUCAGUCCACAAGGCUCGACAAAACGAAGCACUGAGGGAGCGACAGGAGCAGGAGCAGGAGCAGCAGAGGAAGGAGAAUCUUCACCUCCGCUCCCGACUGGAGAUCUCCCAGACAGAGUGCCAGAGGGAGAGAGAGGAGAAGUUGUCUCUGCGGCAGCAGUUGUGGGAGUGCCGUGAGCAGCUUGGCCAGCAGGCGGAGUUCUGCACAGGGCUGGGGGCCGCCGUCUGCACCCUGCUGUGGAGCGCGUCGGGAAAAGAGGAGGCCGUCAGGGAUAUACUAGCAGACGGUAAAGUGCAGCCGUUUCUGAGCGUGGCGGGUCAGACGCUGGAGAGCUUUGUGAAGUCCCUGGACCAGGACUCCAAGGCCACCCAGCAGCAACAGGACUCCAACUCCCAGGAGCACCAGUUUGUCCUGGCUCUAGCUGGAGUCAUCACGAAUUUGGCUGCUGUGGCGUGUGGGCGGGACUUCCUGGCCAGCUCGGCUCACGUCCUGCUGGACACUUUGAUGAAGCUGCUUGGCCUGAUCAAGCCGGGAGUCUUCCCCAAGCUCAAAGCGCUGAUGCUGAUGGCCCUGUACAAUGUGAGCAUCAGCGUGAAAGGCCUGAAGUACAUCAGUGGGAACCCAGCCCUCAUCCCCCUCAUCUGCACGCUGCUGGAAGAGAAGGACCCGGAGGUGUGUGUGCACUCCUUGCGGCUCCUUCAGUCCCUUCUGCUGGAGGAGGAGGUGGCGUCUGAUGUGGCGUCGGGCCUGCUUCCCUGCCUCCUCCCUCUGGGCCGCAUCCGCCAGCUCGCCGCCAGCCGACACCAGGUCCUCAGCCAGACCGCCAAGGAGACGCUGGAGGACCUGGGACCGCUGGGGGCCGAUAUGGAUGCCGACGCCGACGCAGCUGGUGGUGGUGGGGAUGGCCCAGGGGUGCCCGAGAGCAGGACUCCCAACAGCAAGGGCAAGACGCCCUUCCUCUUGCAGAAGAAACAGCCUGUAGCCAAGUACUAGGGCUACAUGACGAGGACACUGCACAGCUCUAGCCCAAACAGAGGUCUGCCCUGGAACGGUUCAUCUCAGUCUGUGAUUUCUAUUUCUCCAGGUUCUGUUUUUUUUUGGGGGGGGGGGGGGGUG